GAAACAUUUCCAAUAAAUUCUUUUAUCAGAAUUUUGAUAAGAUAAAUAUUUCUAAUAAUCUGCGAUAUAGGUGUGUAUUUCAGCUGGAAUUUGUAAUGAAAAAAACGUAGAAAUAUAUACUACAAUGAAGUUUUUAAGAUCGACAGUGUGCUACAUUGCCAUCUUGGCAAUUCUCUUUACCCUCUGUGCCGAUGAGGUUGAAGGAAGGAGAAAAAUUUUGAUGGGGCGAAAAAGCAUUACCAGGACAUAUCUUCGUGGAAAUGCUGUUCCUGCGUAUGUGAUAAUAAUCCUUGUAGGAAUUGGUCAAAUCAUCCUGGGAGGGAUAUUGUACGUUGCAUUGAGGAAGAAGAUCAUUGCUGCACCUGUAACGGCAUCAUAUGCAGUGGCUAGACAAGAACCAUAAAUUUUAUUUGUCUAGAAUAUUAUUUUCUAAAUAUGCAUCUUUUUUAAAUUAUUGUCUACGUAAAUAAUAAGUCUAGAAAUAUAUAAAAAUUGUAUAAAAUCA
Molecule: messenger RNA, 505 nt
Organism: Diabrotica virgifera virgifera (western corn rootworm)
Lineage: Eukaryota; Metazoa; Arthropoda; Insecta; Coleoptera; Chrysomelidae
Exons: 3
Coding region: 125-403 (92 amino acids)
Source: RefSeq, a predicted model, not a curated record